Anopheles maculipalpis is the source of this 872-nucleotide messenger RNA. Its product is annotated as enoyl-CoA hydratase domain-containing protein 3, mitochondrial. The record is from RefSeq and is a predicted model, not a curated record. NCBI's taxonomy places the organism in Eukaryota, Metazoa, Arthropoda, Insecta, Diptera, Culicidae. The coding region runs from base 39 to 872 and encodes 277 amino acids. Gene Ontology annotation, cellular component: mitochondrion. The transcript has 3 exons. Gene Ontology annotation, molecular function: hydro-lyase activity.
GCGGUUGAAGACAAAACAGCUGAUCAUACGAUCGAAAGAUGAUAACAACAGUCGGAACAAUUUUGACAAAGUUUCGUGUCACCAGUGCUGCCCAAAAAUACCUGUCCACGUACACGUGUAAGGAUGGAGUUGGCACCAUUUUACUGGACAAUGAAAAAACACGCAAUUCACUUUCGCUGGACAUGAUGAACAGUAUUCACAGCAGUAUACUCGACAAUCAGCAUGACACGGAACUGCGGUGCAUUGUUUUGGCGGCCCAAGGUCGUGUAUUUUCGGCGGGUCACAACCUUAAAGAAUUAACUCCCGAACACGGUUCAGACCGCCACCGACAGAUAUUUGACAAAUGUGCGGAAUUGAUUGAUGCUAUCCGAUCGGCGCCGGUUCCAGUGAUAGCCAAAGUUGAUGGCUUAGCUGCUGCGGCAGGGUGUCAGCUGGUAGCAUCCUGUGAUAUGGCAAUUUGCAGCGAUGUCAGCACAUUUUCUACGCCAGGGGCCAGCUUUGGAAUAUUUUGCUCAACGCCAGGGAUCGCUGUAGUGCGAGCCAUACCCCGCAUGAGAGCGGCGUAUAUGCUAUUUACCGGACUACCCAUAACAGCGAACGAAGCUCUGGAAGCCGGACUUGUAAGUAAAGUAGUUCCCAAAGCUCAACUCAACGAAGAGGUUAACAACAUUUGUAAAGCCAUAUCAUCGAAAAGUCGUUCUGUGAUUGCACUGGGUAAGAAUUUUUUUUACAAGCAAAUACCAUUAGAUGUUUCUGCGGCGUAUGAACUAGGUGCGCAAAUAAUGGUUGAAAAUUUGGCGAUGAUCGAUGGGCGGGAAGGAAUCAAGAGCUUUGUGGAAAAACGUGUACCACGUUGGAGCCACAAGGAAUGA